Molecule: messenger RNA, 2338 nt
Organism: Hypomesus transpacificus
Lineage: Eukaryota; Metazoa; Chordata; Actinopteri; Osmeriformes; Osmeridae
Gene: tbr1b
Product: T-box brain transcription factor 1b
Exons: 6
Coding region: 308-2338 (676 amino acids)
Biological process (GO): positive regulation of DNA-templated transcription; regulation of neuron projection development; regulation of transcription by RNA polymerase II
Cellular component (GO): nucleus
Molecular function (GO): RNA polymerase II cis-regulatory region sequence-specific DNA binding; DNA-binding transcription factor activity, RNA polymerase II-specific
Source: RefSeq, a predicted model, not a curated record
UUGAUUGUCUAUACAAGCGAAUCAGGUCUGCGCACAGUCCCUCACAUUCUCCUAAUUAAGAACUGUCUAAUUAAAUUAUCGUCUGGAGUUAACCAAUGGCAAUUCUUGUUUCAUUAGCAUCGCAGAAAGAGUGAUGAAAAGCGAAUCCUCCCUGAUUGCAGGAUGGUGUCAAUUGGCUAAUUUGCUGCCGUACUCAAGUACCCUCAAACCAUAGGAAGGCGUUUUUCAUCCUGUUGGAUUAGCUAGGCGUGGGUAAAAGACUGUGGUUUGAUAUAAAUUGGGCUUAUAGCACGUUUACCAUUGAGCUAUGCAGCUCGAGAAUUGCAUCUCACCAUCUAGUGUGCUCUCGAAGAAAUUUAUGAAUGUGGGUAGUGGCUACUCGAACUCCGUUGGAUCUGAGCUCUCAUUGCAGGACCAUCCUAUUAUAUCUGCAAGUGACAACCUGGAGAGAAGUUCACCUCUGAAAAAAAACUCCAGGGGGAUGACGAAUCAGUCAGAGGCAGACAAUUUUCCCCACUCCAAGGACGCACCAGGGGACGUCCAGAGAGGCAAACUCUCUCAUAAUCUUCACGGAGUCUCUGAAAUUCGUCAUAAUUUCGAUGGAUCUGCAGGAGAAAGGUAUAUCCUUUCUCAAUCUAGCCAACCCCAGUCCGUCUCAGCAACUCCAAGUGCUAUGUUCCCUUAUCCGAGUCAACAUGGACCUGCGCACCCGGCUUUUUCGAUUGGAAGCCCGAGUCGUUACAUGGCCCACCACCCGGUCAUAACCAAUGGAGCGUACAACAGUCUACUGACCAACAGCUCUGCACAAGGCUAUCCCACCGCGGGCUACCCUUACGCGCAACAGUAUGGACACACAUACCAAGGAGCGGCGUUCUACCAGUUUUCUUCGGCGCAAGCUGGGCUCGUACCUGGGAAAGCCCAGGUGUAUCUUUGCAACAGAGCCCUAUGGCUGAAGUUCCACAGACAUCAGACAGAGAUGAUAAUCACAAAACAAGGACGACGAAUGUUUCCUUUUCUAAGUUUCAACAUUUCUGGUCUCGAUCCUACGGCGCACUACAACAUAUUUGUGGACGUUAUCCUUGCUGACCCUAAUCACUGGCGAUUUCAAGGCGGAAAAUGGGUACCAUGUGGAAAGGCUGACACAAAUGUGACAGGAAACAGAGUUUACAUGCACCCUGACUCACCGAACACCGGAGCGCACUGGAUGCGCCAAGAAAUUUCUUUUGGAAAACUGAAGUUAACAAACAAUAAGGGAGCCUCCAACAACACGGGCCAGAUGGUGGUUCUUCAGUCUCUUCACAAGUACCAGCCCAGACUCCACGUGGUGGAAGUUAACGAAGAUGGAACUGAGGACUCCAGCCAACCUGGAAGAGUACAGACUUUUACCUUCCCAGAAACACAGUUUAUCGCAGUCACGGCUUACCAGAAUACCGAUAUUACACAGUUAAAGAUCGACCACAAUCCAUUUGCCAAAGGAUUUCGGGACAACUAUGACACUGUCUACACAGGUUGCGACAUUGACCGCCUAACGCCAUCACCGGGUGACUCGCCUCGCUCACAGAUCGUGCCUGGUGCGAGAUAUGCCAUGACUGGUUCCUUCCUGCAGGACCAAUUUGUCAGCACUUAUGCCAAAUCUCGCUUUCACCCUGGCGUAGGGACUGGUCCUGGCACGGACCGCAGCGUCCCACUUAGUAACAGCUUGCUAUCCCCGCAACAAACCGAAGAGCCCACAGUUGCUUCCCCACAGCGUUGGUUUGUCACCCCUGCCAACAACCGACUGGACUUUGCCGCCUCGGCAUACGAUGCUGCCGCUGCUGCAGAUUUUGCCGGCAACGCGGCCACCUUGCUGUCCUACGCAGCGGCUGGAGUGAAGGCUCUUCCCCUCUCCACGGCAGGUUGCUCCAACAGACCGCUCGGGUAUUACGCCGACCCGUCAGGCUGGGGCGCCCGUACGCCACCACAGUACUGUAGCAAGUCGAGCUCCGUUCUCUCAUGCUGGCCCACGAAUACUGUUACCGGCAGAAUGGGCCCGUCCAGUUACUUGGCCGAGGAGGGAGACGCCAUUCCCACAGAGCGGUCUCCAAUAGGGGCGUCAGACGAGGCAAAACCAAAAGACUUGUCCGAAUCCAGCUGGAUAGAGACGCCGUCUUCAAUAAAGUCAAUUGAUUCCAGUGAUUCUGGAAUCUUCGAGCAAGCAAAACGGAGAAGAAUUUCUCCGUCUGCCACACCAGUUUCGGAGACAGUGUCCCCGUUAAAAUCCGAGAUGUUGGCACCAAGAGAGUGUGAGAAAAAUUGUGCCAAGGACAUUGGUUACUAUAGUUUCUAUCCACAUAGUUAA